UGUCACCUCCAUUCGUGAAAUUUUUUUACAGUAAAUAAGACAUUUAUAAGUAAAGUGAAGAUUUUCUUUUACGUAAUAUGAAUAUUAUGGGUUUGACAGUAAUUUGAAGGGAAAAACGAGGAUAUAAGAAGCAUAAAGCAAUUGUAGCAAGAUGCUGGAAGAAUAUGCGGGGACCUUUGCCUAUUGGGGCUCCGUAUCGAUGAUUCCGUUUUUCUUGUGCCCUUUAAUGGCUUGUUGGACCAUUAUCAAAUGGGGAUUCGCUGAUUUUUUUGAACCUAUCGUAUUCAUUGAUGGAUUAGUAAGAUCUUUACUAUUCUACCAAUACGCCAAAUUGCUCGAGUGGCAAGAUAUGACGCAAUCGAAUCUACUCGGGGUUGUCUUAUCCGUCAUUUAUACAUCGGUUUAUUUUCAUUACUUGAGUAAUAAGAUGAAAUUCUACAAAUCGAUGGCGAAAUGGGCAUCUUUCACGGUACUCGUACUGUUAUAUGCCAACUGGGUGUCGAAGGAAUUGGCAUCCGUACAUAUCGAGUACAUUAUAGCCGUUUAUAAUUUACUUUCCAUGAUAUACCCGUUCCAGGGCGUGAAACUCGUUUACAAGAAUAAAUGCACUUUUGGAAUACCCUAUCCUGUAGUAUUUGCCGGACAAAUAGUGUGUACUUUUUGGCUUCUGUUUGCCAUUAGCGUUCAUAAUUACUUAUUAAUGGUGCAACUAGCAAUAUCUUUCGUUUUGGGAGCAAUCCAAAUAGUCUUCUUUUUCGUGUACCCUUCGCAUCCGACAUUCGUCAGUGCUCAUCCACCAACGCAAAGUCAUCCUGACACCGAUUCCGCCGAUUGCAGCAGCAAGAAGACAACUUAGAGCAGAUCUGGGCACGUUUUAGCGACCAGGGAAUCCCAUCAGGCCAACUGCAGCGACCAGAUUCGCCUUAAAAUACAUAUUUAAUAAUUGUAUUACACGUUUUUAUGAACAUCAUCGAGUAUGGAAAUUUUUCGCGAUGAUGAAUACUCCAACGAGCUCAUUUUUAUACCCAUUAAAAAAGCGAUGAAAUUUACUUCAUUAAUAAAAAAUAUACUUGAUUUAACGUUAAC
Molecule: messenger RNA, 1086 nt
Organism: Planococcus citri (citrus mealybug)
Lineage: Eukaryota; Metazoa; Arthropoda; Insecta; Hemiptera; Pseudococcidae
Product: sugar transporter SWEET1-like
Exons: 6
Coding region: 152-856 (234 amino acids)
Biological process (GO): carbohydrate transport
Cellular component (GO): membrane
Molecular function (GO): sugar transmembrane transporter activity
Source: RefSeq, a predicted model, not a curated record